Messenger RNA from Triticum aestivum (bread wheat), 663 nucleotides. Its product is annotated as probable L-gulonolactone oxidase 6. The transcript is spliced from 2 exons. The record is from RefSeq and is a predicted model, not a curated record. Lineage: Eukaryota; Viridiplantae; Streptophyta; Magnoliopsida; Poales; Poaceae. Bases 1 to 663 code for a protein of 220 amino acids. Gene Ontology annotation, molecular function: FAD binding; oxidoreductase activity.
AUGAUAUUGAGUGCGCCGGCAGUUAACCGCCGGGCCACGGCGAGCCCCCCACAAGACCCGGUGCAGUGCUCGUCUGGUGAUGGCAAAGCUGACUGCACGGUCUCAAGCGCGUACGGCCUGUUCCCAGACCGGUCGACGUGCCGCGCCCGCGCCGUGGUGUACCCUUCCACUGAGGAAGAGCUGGUGCGCGCGGUGGCGAACGCCACGGCCACCAAGACCAAGAUGAAGGUCACCACCAGGUACUCCCAUAGCAUGCCGAAGCUUGCAUGCCCCGGCGCCGGCGACGGCCGGGGCCUCGCCAUCAUCACCAGGUGGCUAAACCGCGUCGUGGGCGUGGAGGCGACGCGGAUGGAGAUGACGGUGGAGAGCGGAAUCACACUGCGGGAGCUCAUCGCGGCGGCUGCCGACGCCGGGCUCGCGCUGCCCUACACGACGGUCGGCGGCAUCCUCGGCACCGCGCAUGGCAGCUCGCUCUGGGGGAAAGGCAGCGCCAUCCACGAGUACGUCGUCCGGAUACGCAUUAUCACGCCCGCUCCGGCCGCCGACGGGUACGCCACGGUGCGAGUGCUCACGUCCGCCGACCCGGAGAUGGACGCCGCGAAGGUCUCGCUCGGCGUCCUUGGUGUCAUCUCGCAGUCCUUGACUUUGCAUGAACCUGAAUGA